Molecule: messenger RNA, 1644 nt
Organism: Penicillium salamii
Lineage: Eukaryota; Fungi; Ascomycota; Eurotiomycetes; Eurotiales; Aspergillaceae
Source: the annotation of a GenBank genome assembly
AUGAAGCUACCACUGGCCCUGCUGGGACUCAGUGCCGUUCAAAAUGCCUGGCACGUCUCUGCUGUUCCACUCAGCACCUGGUCAACCAACUCAGGGGCGUCACCGCAUGCAGUGGACAUGUUCAAUACCGCCAUUGAGUGGAACGACAAGUAUUGGGAUGAUCAAGCCGGCUAUCUGAUCACUUCAACAUCUGGUAGCGGACGAUACGAUACUCGGCAUUCAGCUUGGUAUGCAACUCAAUUACUUGCCAGAAACGCGCCGGGCGAUGUUGCAAAAGCGGUUCGGAUUUUCGACAACGUGAUUGCUGGCCAGUACCUUGAUCCAUCUAAACAAUGGUAUGGUGACUAUCAACAUGCGCCUUCAGAGCCUGAGCCUGGGACACUGAAGUAUCCCGAUGAUGGUCCUUAUAGCUCGUGGGAUCCCAACAUUCGAGACUUUGUGGGCUGUGCUUGGAUUGUUGCUUUAGCCGACUAUGGUCAUCUGCUUCCAGCAGCGACAGUCUCAAAGGUGGAAAAUUCGCUGCAUAUUGCUGCAAAGGGCGAUCUGUACCGCGUUGGAGGGGUCGAUGGAGAUAACUCCUACCCAUGUUAUUCCAACCCCUGGAUCAUGCGAACGAUUCUUCAGAACUGGGUAGGAGCACGGGUCGGAGAUGCGAACCUGACCAAGUCCGGUGAGAAUUUCGCUCAAGAGAUUUACGAUCUCUGGAGUAUGCAUCGGACACUUUCUGAGUUCAAUUCUCCAACCUAUGCGGGCGUGGCCAUGUGGGCAUUGGCUCUGUGGAAUCAAUAUGGAACAAGUGGCAGUCUGUUGCAGAAGUUUGGACCGGAAAUGCUCACUGCCAGCUGGAAUGAGCUGGCACAACUCUACAAUGCGAACUUGAAGAAUCUGGCUGGUCCCUGGGACCGCACUUAUGGUUUUGAUAUGAAACAAUAUGCUUCCCUUGUUGGUGCUGUGAUUUGGGGUGUCGUUGGACGCGAUCAGGCACCGGUUCCUCAGCAGGAACUGGGGAUGUAUCAUCAAGAUGACUUUGCCUUCUAUCCAUUAUUCGCCCUUGCAAUGCCUUCGAUGGUAAAAUAUCUACCCGCGAAGGCGAAAGCAAACCUGCUCAAAUUUCCUGGCGAGCAUUUCUUCACAUCCAAAGCUUACUCGCCUCCAUUUGAUACUUAUCCGCGAAAUAUCACAGCUUGGGUCUCUGAGAAUGUGACCAUCGGUGCUGAGACCGUUGCCGAGACUGUUGUCGGGGGCCCCAGCAUCAACCCUAGUCAGUUCAGCCCUGCCGUCAUCCAAUGGGCAAUGGAUGAUAACCAGAUUGGUUGCAUCGCACACUGGGUUACGGAGUCAUCCAUUGAUGCUGUUGCUGCUCCUGGGAGUCUGAUGAUUUCUUAUCCGAACGCAACAGCUGACAAUGGACCUGUCUCUUUCAAUCUCCUCUUCAGUGGCCUGGAUCUAGCCAAUGGGCUCAAUGUGACAGGUCUGGAAGGUCUUCCCGGCUUGGAUCUCGAGAUCUCAACCAACGCUUUGCCCAACUAUACAAUAACAUACGACACCGAUCAUUCAGUCAACGAAUUCGUCUUCUACAACGUCACGUACACGAUGCCCGAGGCUUUCUCUGGGACGCCUUACAUAUCUCUCCGGGUAGUAUGA